Messenger RNA from Polistes dominula (European paper wasp), 1570 nucleotides. RefSeq names its product sin3 histone deacetylase corepressor complex component SDS3. NCBI's taxonomy places the organism in Eukaryota, Metazoa, Arthropoda, Insecta, Hymenoptera, Vespidae. The record is from RefSeq and is a predicted model, not a curated record.
GUUUAUUGUGUUUAAACAUUAUAUUAAUUAUUGAAAGAAAGAAAAAAGUAUAAAUUGUACAUGUGCGCGUAUGUAUGCAAACAAUAUGGCGGCAGCGUAUUAUUGUGUUGUGCUUGACCACGGAGUUAGAUACUAAGGAGAACGACGAUCGCUAUACGCGCAAUUUGUAUAAAUAAAUAAAUUAAUUAAUUAAAACAUAUAUUGUGUCCCCCUAAAAAAGUAUGCAAAAAAAACAAUACUUAUUGCUGCCAUUAGGACAGGAUGUUGUGUGAUGAUUGGUGAUCAUCUCGAUCAACUACAGCGCACCCUGGAAUAAAACUUGAUUUGUUCUAUAUUUCCGUCGUAAAUGCAACAGUCAGCCGACUCGUCGCUUCAUGUUUUAAGGUUUAAGGAUACGUGUUGCUUUGGGUACGUUUGGAUCGUUCGUAUUUUAACCUAAAACCACGACAUUUGCAAGUCCGAAAAUGUAAAGAUUCAUUUUGAAUAAAAAGAACAAUGUCAUAUCAAAACUCACCGUUUUCAACAAUGUAUGCUCAAGAAGAUUACGACAUCGACGAGGAUAAUGAAGAAUAUGUCGAGGAAGAUCGAGAUGCGGAAGAGCAAGACGAUAGCGAUGAAGAUACGGAGGAAGCUAGCGAGACGGAUAUGGGAAAAUCUGAAGAAUAUACAGAGAUAAAAGAACAGGUAUAUCAAGAUAAAUUAGCCAAUUUAAAGAAGCAGUUACAACAACUGAAGGAUGGUACCCACCCAGAAUAUAAUCGUAAACUAAAACGCUUAGAAGCACAAUACAAAGAAAGGUUGCGUCUCAAUAUCAUUUAUCGAGAUUAUUUAACGGAAUGGGUAGAAAGAGAUUACAUACUGGAAAAGAAAGCAGCUGCUAAAGAAUUUGAGGAAAAGAAAAUAGAUUUGAAAGAAAAUUUACUAACGGAUAUGGAAGAAAAAAGAAAAAUGAUUGAAUCCGAUCGGCAUACGAUGGAACUUACGGGAGAUUCUAUGGAGGUAAAGCCAGUGAUGACAAGAAAAUUACGUAGGCGACCAAACGAUCCGGUACCCGAAAAAGUCGAGAAACGUAGGAAACCUCCUCCGGCUCAAUUAAAUUACUUAUUAGAUGAAAAAGAAAUAGAAAGUGACUUGAAAGCUAUUAGUCGGGGUAAAAUUUUAACGACGAUAAGAAAACCAGUAGUACUUCCACAUUACAAUACAGUAAAUAUACAAUCUCAACAUAUUUCUUCGCCAUCUACGGACACAUCUCUAGUGGAAACAAGGAUAGAAGGUGGAAAACUUUUGUAUGAAAGACGAUGGUUUCAUCGUGGACAACCGGUAUACGUGGAAGGACAGGACUUGACGAGAUUUGCUGCAAACAUAUCGGCAAUUGGAACAGAAGCUAUAUGGGUGAAAAAGAUAUCGGAUGGAAGCAAAGUUAGGAUUUACAUAUCACAACUGAGCCGUGGAAAGAUUUCUAUAAAACGACGAGCAUCAUAGUAACUCCCCUCACUCUCCUAUAUAUAUGCAAAUAUAUAUAUAUAUAUAUAUAAAUAAGCAUUUGUGAAGAAGCAUCGAAUAAUGAUCA